AUUAUAUUAAGUAUUUUUUUAUUCUUUUGACAAGAAUUGUGAGUGUGAUAUUUUUAUAUAUUUAAUUAUUAUUUGUGGUGUUACUGUGAGAGUGAGGAUAUGUUGUGGUAUUAGAAAUUAGAGAUAGAAAGAGUUUGGUUUGAUUGAGAAGAAAACAAGAAUGGAAACGUUGGCCUCAUCUUCUUCUGCAACUCUUCCUUCUUCCUCUUCUCCCUUUUCAAUCUUCCCUUCCACACGAAUACCCCUUUCUCCCAAGACUCUCCAAUUUCGCUUACCCUCCAAGCGUGAUGAUGCUCGCGAUUCGGACUCCAACGACAACAAUAAUCUUCCUAUUCUCAGUGAUCGCAGCCUUUCCCUUUCUCCUCUCUCCAAAGAUGCUGCAAUGGGGCUGGUGCUGAGUGCUGCCACGGGUAGAGGAUGGACCACAGGUUCAGGGAUGGAAGGGCCCUCUGUUCCUGCAGUUGGUAGGGAUAGCGAAUCGGGGACGGAGAACAUAUCCACUUUCCCAUGGUCUCUCUUCACAAAAUCCCCCAGGAGAAGGAUGUUGGUGGCUUUUACUUGUACCAUAUGUGGCCAGCGAACUACACGGGCUAUUAAUCCCCAUGCUUAUACUGAUGGCACUGUUUUUGUGCAGUGCUGUGGAUGCAAUGCAUAUCAUAAGCUCGUGGAUCACUUGAACUUGUUUCAGGAGACAAAUUGCUAUUUGAAUUCAAGUUUUAAUUAUAAAGGAGAAGGAUGGGAUGAUCUUAAGUUCAGGUAUAUGGACGAUAACGACAAUGAUGACAUAUUCCCCAUUUCAUGAAUGAAGUGCCUGCAUAUGGAGCAUAUAUUUUCACCUGAUCAUAUGGAAGUUCAGUUUAGAUAUCUUGUAUAUUCUUUAGGUUGUCAUGCUUUAUAGUAAAAUUUGUCAGACUGGAUUAUGUUGUAUAGUAGAUGUUUAUAUAUAGCGUUGUACUCAUUUCAUUUGUAUGAUAAUCAAUUUGAUAAUGUACUAGAUAUCGCAUAAAUAUUUCCUUUGCUUCUC
This is a messenger RNA of Cajanus cajan (pigeon pea), 1024 nucleotides long. Its product is annotated as Zim17-type zinc finger protein. Lineage: Eukaryota; Viridiplantae; Streptophyta; Magnoliopsida; Fabales; Fabaceae. Gene Ontology annotation, cellular component: mitochondrion. Gene Ontology annotation, molecular function: zinc ion binding; protein-folding chaperone binding. Gene Ontology annotation, biological process: protein folding; protein import into mitochondrial matrix; protein stabilization. The record is from RefSeq and is a predicted model, not a curated record.